Podarcis raffonei (Aeolian wall lizard) is the source of this 6013-nucleotide messenger RNA. It is a transcript of the gene FITM2, whose product is annotated as fat storage inducing transmembrane protein 2. Gene Ontology annotation, cellular component: endoplasmic reticulum membrane. Gene Ontology annotation, biological process: lipid storage; lipid droplet organization; phospholipid biosynthetic process. The transcript has 2 exons. The record is from RefSeq and is a predicted model, not a curated record. The coding region runs from base 103 to 891 and encodes 262 amino acids. NCBI's taxonomy places the organism in Eukaryota, Metazoa, Chordata, Lepidosauria, Squamata, Lacertidae.
GCGAGGCUGUGACGCAGCACGUCCGCCGGGCGUCCUCUUGGCCGGCGGUCACCGGCUGGCCGCCCUCUGCAGCGGCGUCGAGUCCUCCUCGGAGCCUUGGCGAUGGAGUACAUGGACCGCUCGGCGCGCUUCUUGCGCCCUUACCUGGUGCGCGACGCGGCGCGGAGGACGAUGCCUUUGGGGCUGUUGGGCCUCAUGCUGGGCGGCUGCGUCAUCAAGGAGUGGGCGCCGCUGCCAGAGACCUACAUGAGCAACAAGCGCAACCUGCUUAACAUGUAUUUUGUUAAAGUUGCCUGGGCCUGGACCCUUUGUCUGCUGCUGCCUUUUAUCGGCAUCACUACCUACCACGUCACCCGGAGCGUUGCGGUGGUGGUUCGACGUCUCAGUGCUUUGCUGGUUGGCACUGCCAUUUGGUAUUCAUGCACCGGGGUGUUCCUGUACAUUGAGGACCUGACAGGCAGCUGCUACAAAUCUGUGGCCCUUGAUGUACCACUGAAGGAACAUCCCAACAAACUACAGUGUCUAAAAGCUGGUGGCUUCUGGAAUGGCUUUGACAUCUCGGGACACUCCUUCCUUCUCUCAUACUGUGCCCUGAUUACUAUAGAGGAGAUGGCCGUGUUGCACAUUGUGAACAUCUCCCAGAACUCCAGAAUGCACACUGUGGUAAAUGGCUUUUUCCUGGCCCUGAGUUUCUUGACCAUGAUUUGGUUGUGGAUGUUUUUUACCACGGCUGUGUAUUUCCAUGACUUCUCCCAAAAGUUAUUUGGCACGUUGGCGGGUCUCUUGGCUUGGUAUGGAACAUACAGGUACUGGUACCUAACUCCUUUGUCUCCUGGACUUCCUCCGGAAAGAACUAGUUGGAGUUCCCGAAAGUCCAACCGUAGCCUAUAAAAAAAAGAGUGCCUAUGAGUCAGAUUUUGUUUUAAAGAAAAUUCUUUGCUUGAUAACUAAUUUUUAAAAUAAUUAUUUUCAGUAUAUUUAAAGGGAGGAGUUGAAGUCAAAAUAUUUUUUGAUUCUGUGUAGAGGUUUGGAUUUAUUUCCUCAUAAAAGAAGGCUGCUGUUGGAGUCCUACUAAUCAUAUGACAGUUAACCGUUUUCACUAAUUCAAUGACAGCGUUAGUGAUUGUGUUGGCAAUGAAGUCUAAAUUCCUUUAACUGGUGGGGCAGGGGAAUGCAUUCUCAAGGUUGGUUCGUUGGCUAUGGAAGAAGCUAACAUCUUACACUACACAAAAAAAUAGAACUUGUUAGAAAAAUAUUAACAAACAGCAAGGGAGAAACCAUUGUUGGUUUGGGCAGAUUACUGGCUAAUGGAGCUCCCUGGACCUGUCCUGGUCAUGGCACACCACAAUUUUAUUUUUUAUCAUUGCUGUUAUGCCCCUAAGUCAAGGAUAGCUUGAUGCAGACAAAGCUUUCUGUUAGUAGCUCCCUGAACCAAUAUGUUAGGGUAAGGGAGGGUUCUCUGCUGAGUCAGUGAUAGUUUGAGCCACUUGUGGAUUAACAAUACAGAAAUGUGGCUAUAAAACAACUCUUAAUUCUGUGAAUAAGCAUCUGUUCCAGCUGUUAGAUGCCUUUAGUCUCCAGUUCUGCCGAUCCAUCCUUUCAGACUACAACAAAAUGCAUUUCCAGAUCAUUUUCUUUAGACAAAGCAGCUUGCAUAAUCCAACCUUUGUGUUGGUAUUUAUUUUUUCCAUGUAAUUAAAAGCCUUUGAGUAUCUUGACAUUUACUACAGUAGCAAUGUAAUAUCCUUGAUUAUUGCAACACACUUUAUAUUAGUAAAGCAGGGUGUUGGCUGCAAGAUUGCUGCACUCACAUUCUUCCCUCUUGCCUUAAUCUGUUUAAUGCUGUAAGAUGUCCACAGUCUGCAGCAGAAAGGCUGUUUGUUCUUUUAUGGGGACUAAUGUUCUUUUUAUAUUGAUACCAUCAGCCGUUUCUUGGCAUUGGGGAAAAUUUAUAAAUGAUCUUGUUUCAAAAGAAAUUUUGUAGGUGCUUUAUCUGUCCCCCACCCCUCAAUGACACUAACUUUAAAACACAAUCUACUUUUACAUAGUUUUACUACAUUGCUUGCUUCAGCUCUGUGACUUGGCUGUCUGCUUUGAAGAAGAAAUGCAAUUAUUUUUAAUUCUGUUUUUAAACAAACAAACAAACUUGCAUCUUAGCAAAUGGUACUGCUUUGUACGUUAAUACCCAGGGGUCUACCAUCCUUCUGGACCAAAGUCUGCAGUCCUGCAAUGGAAUUUUCAAGAAGUGGUUUGAAUCUUCAUAUUAAGUAUAUGAUGUUUAAGCUACUUAAGGUGGUAUACUUAACACUAACAGCUCAAUCCUAAACAAAUUUACUUACUUUGUAAGUACCUUCUUUUUCCACAGUACCCGCAAGAAUAAUUAGAUGGAAGUUACUCCAGAAAUAAUCCAGUGGUGCUUAUUUGGAUUUUUAGAUCCAAAAUCCCUUUAGCAGUUUCUGUGCAUGAAACUCCAGGAUGCUUUAAAAAAAUUCUUCCCAAGUUAAAACAUGUCUUCCAUGAAAGAACAUGUAGAAUGCAAAUGUUCAUCUCAUUGACUUCUGUGGGGUUGAGAUGAUUUUUGCAAAUAUAUCAAAUUUAAAUGACUUCCAAAUGGCAGAUUGGGGUUGAUACAUACCACAGUAUUCUCACGUAUAAAAACAGUUUGGUGCCUUCCUCAGCUGUUUGAAUAUCCGUCAAGAAUAACUUUAAUGAAUAACUGUAGCAAACAAUUAACAGUCAGCAGUUGGACUGAACUAAGAUAAAAUGACUACAAUUCCCCAAAAGAGAAUUGGGAGAUGGCUAUCUGAUGGCAUGUGUCAUUUAGAGGACAUGGAAGCAGCCUCACUUGAUUGUAUUUUUAAGUUGUCCUGUGGAUCCUUCUGGAUCAAACAUCAGAGUAUAAUUCAGAUAUUAAUAAAUGUGACUUUACGCACACAUGAAGAGCAAUUUCCAUGCCUGUGGGAGCCCUUUUUCCCUGCCAGUGUAAUCAUGGCAACCAUUAUUGCUAUAACCAGUUUAGCAGCCAAGUUCAUGCUGACUUUCCACUCAAGGAAAUUAGUCUCCUGAGGAUGGUUCAAGGCAGCUUGCGGGUGGCAGAAAAGUGCUAAGUGAGAACAGAUCCCAAGUAUUAUUUGUUUCUUUUGUUGGCAUCUUGUAAAAGUUCUAUAAGCUGUAAGAUUCGGUACAUUUAUUUUUUAUGUAAUAUUAAUGUUUUAGUGUUUUGCAUUUGUAUUAUUUUUUAAAAAGACAGCAUGCACUGAUAUAUUUCAUUGCUAUUAUUUAUGUGCAUGCAUUUAAUUUGUGUGCAUACUUUCUGCUGACUGCAUGUGCUAAACAUUGUAGGUUUGGUGGCUGAGUUUCAUUACACACAGCAUCAAUGUUGGUUGUCAGCAAAAACCCUCCUGUGGUUUAUGUUCUCUUUUGUCCUCCAUGGAGUAAUUAUUUGGAAUUCACAUUCACUUCAUAUCAUAUUUUCUUCUUGUCUACUCAGACAUGAAGGCCUGCUUCAAUAGCUAUUGACAAUGAGCAGAACUAUCUAGCAGCCUUCAUUAUUUAUCAUUAUCUUUAAUAAACUGCUAUCUCCACUAGCAUUAAGUAGAAGUGACUAACCUAUGGCCCCUGAGAUGAGUUGGACUCCAACUCCCAUCAUCCCUGAUAAUUGGCCUUGCUGGCUGAGGCUGAUGGAAGUUGGAGUCCAACAGUGAAGGGCAACAGGUUAGCCACCUCUUCAUUAAAGCAGCGUCUUCGUCAUACAUUAAAAAAUGUUUAUGUAGGAGGAUUUCAUUCCAUGUAAAGGAUCAGAAGCACUGGAACUAAAUAUUUUGCUGCAUUUCAACCAGCAGCUUGUGCCACAAACAGCUGCUUCUUGUCUUUUUACUGUCUUCAGUGGAGAGCAGGUUUGUGCUCCUGUUGACACUGACUCUCUAUAAAGCUCUGGGUAUCUCAUAAUUUAGGUUCUUUGGUGCAGAUUCAUGACUUGGAAGUAAACAAACAUACGGUACUUGCAUUCUGAGUUGUUGUGCCAAAGCACCUUUAAGCUGCCUUUUCUGAAUAUGACAUGAGUUGAGGCUGCAUGCAGCUUGUUUGCUUUUUAAAGCCUAUUGACAACUGCUGUUAUAUAGUUCUGAUCUGUGAAAACCAUUUAGAGGUUUUUCCAUUGAAUUCCUCAGGAGUGGGCUGCAUCCUAAUUUUGCAUGGCUCACAUUGACAAAUAUUUGCUGGUUUGGGAAUCUUACCUGGUUUAAUCAGCUGAAAUAUGAACCAGCCUUCAAACCAUGGCAUCAUAUCCUGGUUUGUUCCAAAGUGGUUAACCAUCGUUUCACUGUUAGAAUUACAUAAGAAAUUUAUUGUUAACUGAAGAUUUUGUGGCUUGUUUGCUCCCCUGAAAGGAAGAACAAAGGGGCUAUGCACACAUUUACAAUCCCCAUUCACAUGUCAGCGUAUUAAGCCAAAAUAACGAUUGGCCAAAUGCAGGCAUUGUAUGCCUAAAAUGUAAGUAAGGGGUGGGGAACUUGGGACCUUCCACAUGUUGGACUACCAGUUCUGUCAGCCUCAGCUAGCAUGGCCGAUGGUCAGGGAUGAUGGGAGUUGUAGUCCAGCCACAUCUGGAGGUCAGUUCCUUAUGCCUGAUGUAGAUCAUAUUGCUUUUUUAGCUUUUAACAACAUGCAUAAAAUAUUCUAAAUAAAAAAUGGUACUUAAAAAAUAACACUAUAUAUAAUAUAUAAAUGCGUUAUUGACAAUGUAUUAAGCAAGUGCCUAUUGCAAACCUUUAAAGGAAAAAAAUGGGUUUUGGAAAGGUCAUGCUUGCUUGUAUGUAGUCAUGAGUAGUAAUUACUUCUGAUUCUAACCACAAUUUGGGACUAGGCCCCAGUGAUGUAACUGGGAUUUACUUGCAAAUGUACACAUUCAAGAUUGCAUCAUUAAAAGAGCCAUGCCAUGAGGUAGGCAGGUCACGUGGUUAGUUUUUGGAGAGGAGCACUGGGGUUCAAAUAGUUUUUAAAAAUAAAAAGCUAUGGGGAAGUUAGAAUGAAUUACGUUGAGAUUAACUGCUUCUUUGAGCAAAAUGUAUGGAUUUAAAUUAUCCAGACAUUUUUUGAGAGUGCCCAGCUUUGGUCUAGUUUUAGUGAACAUUUGAACAGCUGCAUGAUGCUGAUUCAUCUGGGUGCAUUCAUGUGAAAAUUGCUCAUUUGGACAAAAUGCAGCAUCCCAAAAAACACUCCUGUGAAUUGUAACGAUUGUUGUACCCUCUGCAGAUAACUCUGCCUGGAUAGUUCAGAUGAACAAAACAUCUUCAUUUGUACGUGAGCCUGGGAGUUGCUUCCAGAGCCAUCCAUGCAUUGUAACCAUUAUACUGGAAGUAGUCUUCAGUUUCCUAUCUCAAAACAAUAGGACAGCAUGACAGACAGCUCUAUAUAAUAUAAAUUGAGGGUGGGGGAGCUGGUAUUCUUCAGGAAGAAGUCGUUCCAUUUAUACAUUAUUGCAGAAGACCUGGCAUGAGGAAGGAUGUGUGCACUUUUUUCUUGGUUUGCAGACAACCACCUGAUUUGUGAACACACCUAGUCUUGGUAUAUGGAGCUAUAGUAUUCAGUGGACUGGUGAAAUGCUGGAUGAUUGUUCUCUUGUGUCUUUGCUUGCAUUUGAGUCAGAUAAUUCCAGCUGGCUUAUACUAUGCAUUAUGCUAAUAACAAUCUCUGGAAUUCAAGGGCACUGAACCUUCUGCCCAAUGGUCUGUUUCUUUGUAGGAGGAGGGAUACUUAAUACAAUAUAAUUCUAACCACCGAAGUAUAAAUAAAUUCACCCCAGGAUCGGAAGGAUUUGACAUAUUUGGCAAAGCAAAAGGCUGGAUUUGAAAUGGAUUUUUGUUAAAGACCUUGUUGCCGAUACCUGGUUUUUUAUUCCUUUUAAAAGAACUGAUGUAUUUUGAAUGAAAUGAUGGAAACGGAGCAAGUGUAAUCGUGACAAUACUGGGCAAAAACAACAUUGUCUUGUCUCAAUAAAGUUAGUUCAAUGUAA